AAUGGCAACAUCGUUUGCCAGUAUGCGCAUAUAUAGGGAGCCAGAGGUCAGGAGUUUUUAUUUUACACAAUUUGAGUUGUUUUUGUUUAACUCAAACACAGCAGCGCCUCCUACCACCAGCCUUAGCAAGUUUUCUGGGUGAAACUGCACCCUUUCAUUAUUUCUUACCCAGAUAUUGUUCUCUCUUCAGAUAACUGGGCCUGAUGGUAAACAGAUUUACAAAGGAGACAGAGAGUCGAGUGGGAAAUACUCCGUGGCUGCACACAUGGACGGAACCUACAGGUUCUGCUUCAGCAACAAGAUGUCCACCAUGACGCCCAAGAUCGUCAUGUUCACCAUCGACAUCGGAGAGGCGCCGAAAGGCCAGGACAUGGAGACGGAAGGUGGUGACAGCUGGGAUGCUCAUCAAAACAAGCUGGAGGAGAUGAUCAACGAGCUCGCCGUCGCUAUGACGGCGGUGAAGCACGAGCAGGAGUACAUGGAGGUCCGUGAGAGGAUACACAGAGCGGUUAACGACAACACAAACAGCAGAGUGGUCCUGUGGUCCUUCUUCGAAGCCCUCGUUCUGGUGGCCAUGACACUCGGACAGAUUUACUACUUGAAGAGAUUUUUUGAAGUGCGACGAGUGGUGUAGUUCCCUCCAUCCAUCCAUCCAUCCU
This is a messenger RNA of Poeciliopsis prolifica (blackstripe livebearer), 659 nucleotides long. RefSeq names its product transmembrane emp24 domain-containing protein 2-like. Gene Ontology annotation, biological process: endoplasmic reticulum to Golgi vesicle-mediated transport; intracellular protein transport; Golgi organization. Gene Ontology annotation, cellular component: endoplasmic reticulum-Golgi intermediate compartment; Golgi apparatus; endoplasmic reticulum. Lineage: Eukaryota; Metazoa; Chordata; Actinopteri; Cyprinodontiformes; Poeciliidae. The record is from RefSeq and is a predicted model, not a curated record. The transcript is spliced from 4 exons. Bases 266 to 634 code for a protein of 122 amino acids.